Messenger RNA from Arctia plantaginis, 228 nucleotides. The record is from the annotation of a GenBank genome assembly. NCBI's taxonomy places the organism in Eukaryota, Metazoa, Arthropoda, Insecta, Lepidoptera, Erebidae.
AUGUCAAUAGAAAAAUUAGGCCAGAUCAUGUGCAGGGAUGACAUCAAGAGAGUUGCUGAGUUCGAGGAUGAUGGGCAAGAUAUGGAUAAAGAUAAUAAAGAAAAUAAUGCUGUAGAAGAAGAUGAAGCGAAUUUUGAUAAAGGAAAAAAUGAAGAAGAAGGCGACGACACCGAGGAAGAAAUGGAAAUUGAGUGCCUUAUGGACGACGAAUUUCGCAGUCUGCGAUGA